Molecule: messenger RNA, 936 nt
Organism: Westerdykella ornata
Lineage: Eukaryota; Fungi; Ascomycota; Dothideomycetes; Pleosporales; Sporormiaceae
Exons: 2
Coding region: 1-936 (311 amino acids)
Source: RefSeq, a predicted model, not a curated record
AUGAUCCCAACAAGAUCAUUUGCACAAAAGAAGAAUCUACUGUUAGCAUUUGAUGCAUUUGGGACAUUGUUCGCCCCUAAAGGCCAUGUCACGGACCACUAUGCUGCUUUUGCGAGACAUCAUGGCAUUGACGUGCCUUCCAAGAACGCCAACCCCUCGAUAAAAGACGCCUUCAGAGCAGCAUAUAAACACGAGUUUAAAACGCAUCCAAACUAUGGGAAAGCUGUGAAUAUGGGUGCGGAACAAUGGUGGGCAAACGUAAUAAAAGGGACUUUAUCCCACUAUCUCAAACCAAAGCAAUCGAUCCCUCAUGCACUAGUAAAUGACCUUCUCACGCAUUUCUCAACCAGCGAUGGGUAUACGAUGCCGCCGGAUGUGAUGCCCUUCUUCAAGAUGCUACGUGCCAAAAAGAGAAAACCGGAGCAAGUUCCUGAGUGGAUGUGGGACAACACCAUUGUCGGCGUGAUCACAAACUCCGAUGAUCGUGUACCCAGUAUCCUCGAAUCGUUAGGCCUAACCGUGGGACCGAGACGCGUAGGUACAUCGGCGGAAAGAAAGAUCUGUUCCAGUAUGGACGACGAUAUCAGCUUCGUUGUCUUGAGCUACGAUGUCGGAUAUCAGAAACCCGAUAAGCGGAUCUUCGAUGCUGCCAUCGAGAUGGGUAAGGAGACACUUGCUGACGGGCCGGAAGGCCUGGAUAUUCAAGACUUCGAGAAGCUGUAUGUUGGCGAUUCGAUCGAUGAGGAUUAUCAUGCUGCUCAAGCCGCGGGGUGGAAUGCAUGCCUUUUGGAGCGGAGUGAACCUAGCACGUGGAACGCGGCCGAGUAUGAUGUUCACCAUCGAGAUGAUCCCAAUGAUCAACAACCGAAGAAGGUAGAUGUGAUCAGGACCAUUACCAGUCUCGUCAAUUGGUCACCAUCCGAACCCAAGCCCUGA